Molecule: messenger RNA, 2462 nt
Organism: Pelobates fuscus (common spadefoot toad)
Lineage: Eukaryota; Metazoa; Chordata; Amphibia; Anura; Pelobatidae
Gene: TRAPPC6B
Product: trafficking protein particle complex subunit 6B
Exons: 6
Coding region: 111-602 (163 amino acids)
Biological process (GO): endoplasmic reticulum to Golgi vesicle-mediated transport; regulation of GTPase activity
Cellular component (GO): cis-Golgi network; TRAPP complex; trans-Golgi network
Source: RefSeq, a predicted model, not a curated record
UCGCAGGGUGGUGGCGGAGGAUGUGGAGUUCUGACAGUGGCCGUAGCGGAGCACUAGCACAGUGAGCCAGUCAGGUAGCCAGCUAGCCCGGGCCGGCCAUGCAGUGAGCCAUGAACAAGCAGGACAUGGCCGACGAGGCUCUCUUCCUGCUGCUGCACAAUGAGAUCGUGUCCUGUGUGUACAAGGGCCCCGAGCAGGGGGAUGGGGAAAAUGGAAGAUGCAUAACUAAACUCGAGAACAUGGGAUUUAGAGUAGGACAGGGAUUAAUAGAAAGAUUUACCAAGGAUACAGCAAGGUUCAAGGACGAAUUGGAUAUCAUGAAAUUUGUGUGCAAAGAUUUCUGGACUACUGUGUUCAAGAAGCAGAUUGAUAACCUGAGAACAAACCAUCAGGGAAUAUAUGUGCUUCAGGACAAUAAAUUCCGUCUAAUUACGCAGAUGUCUGCAGGAAAGCAGUACUUGGAGCAUGCACCUAAGUACUUGGCAUUUACAUGUGGAUUAAUUAGAGGAGGAUUGUCUAAUUUAGGAAUUAAAAGUAUUGUGACAGCAGAAGUAUCUACGAUGCCCGCAUGUAAAUUUCAAGUGAUGAUUCAGAAGCUGUAGCACGCAGGUAAAUUCGGCAUCUCGCAAGCUGAGCUGCUGAGGAAGAGAGAGCUACACAAAAUUACUCACUCGACUGAUCGCUAGGCAUCUGCCAUCGCUGAAAAAAAUGGUUCUCAUAUUGAAACUUACUUGAUAUUUAUGAAACUCAUUGAGACACAACACCCGAAUUUGUUCUCAGCAGUCUAAAAUGUACCUGCAGUCUAAAUGUCACUGGACAUUCUUUGAAUGUGACACAAUAUUGAAAAGUCAUUCACAGUGCAGUUUUAAUGAGCCGCAACGAGAGGCUUAUAGGAUUAACAUUGUUUGAAUUACAGUCUAACAUAAUUGAACACUACAUAUCAAUAAUUAAUCCCAGGGCUGGAUUACCUGUAAGAUCCAUUAGACACGUACCUGUAGGAAUUGGGGCCCAGUUAUAAAUCAUCCACGAGGACAUGUUCACUACAUACCCAAUUAUUCUUGUGCUCUGUGGUUUUUAAUAUUUUUUUUAAUUUUACAUCUUUUAAGAUGUGGGAUGACCCAUGUAAUAUUUAAAAAUCUAGCUGUGUUGCUAUGUGCGUGUGGAUCCAUAAUUGGCUACCCUGCCACAUGUAAUCUUCAUUGACUUUCUUGGAAUCACACAUUGCGUUUUAACACUAAUUGUGUGGGAUAUAAAGCCACCUUCAGCUAGGUAUAUUAGAAGUUAUAUUUACUUGAAAACCGAUUCCUCCUCCAUCUUGGCCAGAUGAUGUGUAUGAUGGGGCUGUUUGUCAGUACUCCAGUUAACAAAACCACAAAUAGCAUUUUAAACGAAUAUUUCUUCGAGCAAUGGGACUUGUAGAAUGUUAUUUCCCACGUUUGCACCAAAUCAUAUUUUAUUUCAUGACGUGCUCUUUUGAAUAUUUACUUUCAGCAUGAAGUAAACUAAAGCACAUUAAGAUUUCUAAACAUCUGUUUGGAAUAGGCAAUACAGUUGGCAAAAAUGUUACUAAUGUUUUUUUCUCCAAAUACUGCCGUAUAUGCUGGGAAACAAACCUCUGUAAGUAUUGAAAGAAAAGGCACAAAAACUAUUUAAUUAUGUAAAGAUGUAUUUAUAUCCUUGUUAUUAUGUAAAUUCGAGUCAAGCCUUUAUCAAAGGUGUUCGGUUCUGCCGAUACUUUUACCUUCACAGUAUGCCCUGUCAGAGUGGCUGAUGAAAAGUAAGCGCGUGUUUUGUUAUGUUGUUUUACAAACAUAGGAAAUAAGCUGUGCCUUUCGCUGAGUAAAUGGUGGAUCGCAGACAUAUUUACCAGUGAAGAAAGAGCAAGUUAAUGUAUUAUAAACACUAACUGUUACAAGAGAAUGGUCUCGAAACUACACAUUAUGUUUGGACAUUUAAAUCAGAAUCUAGUGCCCUACAAGGUUUACUUGUUUAUUUAAAGAGGAACUGACAGCCAGGUUGAUGAUGAUUCACUUUUCUCUAAGUAUUACGAAAUUUAGCUAGAGCACAGUGUGCACGCAAGUUACGUAAAACAUACGUAUCCGUUAGCAGUUCUGGGAACUGACUCUGAUUCAUUGCUCUAAUAUUGUGUAUGUGUAUGCAUACAGGCCAUGGUUCCGUUAAUGGUAAUGGCACAUAUUUCUGUUAAACAUAAUUACAUACCGUACAAUGCAAGGAGAUAUACAUUGCAUGGCAAGCUCUGCCUUCACAGCUUGCGUAUGAUGCUAUAUAUUAUAGGCAGAAAAAGAGGCUCGAGUCCAUCAGAUUUAUUUUAAUACAUGUUUGUAUCAUUUAUUGAUACAAAAGAAAACAAACAAACCCAGCUUAACUCAAGAUCUUCAUAAUACUUUUAAGAACGAUUAUAUCCCUUAAUACUUUUUCUAUACCCAUUUUUUUUUUUUUAG